Messenger RNA from Myripristis murdjan (pinecone soldierfish), 3381 nucleotides. RefSeq names its product sirtuin 2 (silent mating type information regulation 2, homolog) 2 (S. cerevisiae) (gene sirt2). The transcript is spliced from 16 exons. The coding region runs from base 427 to 1575 and encodes 382 amino acids. The record is from RefSeq and is a predicted model, not a curated record. NCBI's taxonomy places the organism in Eukaryota, Metazoa, Chordata, Actinopteri, Holocentriformes, Holocentridae. Gene Ontology annotation, molecular function: NAD+ binding; transcription factor binding; histone deacetylase activity, NAD-dependent. Gene Ontology annotation, cellular component: nucleus.
AGAUUUAGAUGACAUUUGUAGCUAUUUUUGAUGUGAAACAAUUUUGCAAUAGUAAUGAGAGCUGCAGCACUGCCACUCCAAAGCACAUGUUUGGCACUAAUACUGUUGCCUGCUUUAAAGUUAUGUGUGCAAACUGUUGUAGAGACCUCUCAUGUUACAGAUGCUCAUUAAUAGUCGGUUGAUAAAAGCUAGAAGCCAAAUGCCACGAGAAAUAUAAACCACAACAGAGUUGGACAGCGCGCUAGGAACGAAUUACACCGUGGAAACUGGGUCGCCACAAACACGGACACUAACAGUGACGGACAACAACAGUUUGAUCGGGACCUGAGUUGUGCACUGUGUAUCUGUAAAAAACACGAAAAAUUUGGGAUUCAGAUUGAUUGACAUCAGGUCCGUUGUGGUUGAAGGGCCUCAGUAGACGAAUAAAUGUCUGAAGCAUCAGAACUUCCUAAAAGAGAGGAAGAGGAGGACCUUACCCCAGAGCCAGAGGACCAGUCCGACGACAGCAGUGAGGAAGAGGCUUCAGGAGACACGGACAUGGACUUUCUGCGUAACCUCUUCUCCAGCACUCUGGGACUAGGCUCGCCUGAAAAGAUCCUGGAUGAGCUGACCCUGGAAGGGGUGGCGCAAUACAUUAAGAGUGGAAAAUGCAAAAACAUCAUCUGCAUGGUGGGAGCAGGAAUAUCCACGUCCGCUGGGAUCCCUGACUUCCGCUCCCCAGGCACUGGACUGUAUGCCAACCUGCAGAAAUACAACCUGCCCUACCCAGAGGCCAUCUUCCAGAUCGAUUAUUUUAAGAGACAUCCGGAGCCGUUCUUCGCCUUGGCCAAGGAGCUGUACCCAGGACAGUUUAAGCCAACAGUGUGUCACUACUUCAUGAAGCUGCUGAAGGACAAGGGGCUCCUGAGACGCUGCUACUCACAGAAUAUUGACACUCUGGAGCGUGUGGCCGGGCUGCAGGGAGAGGACCUAAUUGAAGCCCAUGGGACCUUCUACACGUCCCAUUGCGUCAGCUUCUGUUGCCGCAAGGAGUACAACCUGGACUGGAUGAAAGAGAAGAUCUUCUCUGAUGACAUCCCCAGGUGUGACAAGUGCAGUAGUCUGGUCAAACCAGAUAUCGUCUUCUUUGGAGAGAAUCUGCCUAUCCGUUUUUUUACCUCAAUGAAGAUGGACUUUCCUCGCUGUGACCUUCUCAUUAUCAUGGGAACGUCUCUGCAGGUCCAACCCUUUGCUGGUCUAGUUGGCAGAGUUUCAAAAAGCUGCCCCAGACUGCUCAUCAACAUGGAGAAGGCAGGACAGGCUGACCCUCUGUUUGGGAUGUUGGGUUUUGGCGGAGGGAUGGACUUUGACUCAGAUAAGGCCUACAGAGACGUGGCCCACAUCAGCACUUGUGAUGACGGCUGCAUGGCUCUAGCCGACCUGCUGGGAUGGAAGGCGGAGCUGGAAGAAAUGGUGAAGACAGAGCACGCCAGGAUUGACAGUCAGGACAAGAAAGAAAAGGCCAGUGAGAGUAAAGGAGCUGCCGCAAAGGCGAGCUCUGCAUCGGUGGCACCGGAGACUAAAAAGGAGGAGUAACUGAGUAGAAAAAAAAUUACAUUUUUACUGGCAAGUAAUAACAAGGUUUGGAGUUGGCCCUUAAAAGGAGAUUAGGAUACCAGGGGUUUGUUUGGAAGGAUGAGGCAUCACUGAGAUCUGGAGUAAUGGAAUGGGUCUUCAUAUAAUAUAUUUUCGGGUGUGUUGGAUGGAGAAAGACGGUCCUGUCAUCUCAGUAGGCCAUUUUUCAAGCUGUGGACAUUUAAUCCUCCUGAACAAAACCCAUAGGACAUCUGACAUCUCUCUGUAUUCAGCUUCUGUUCAUGUCAGUUCUUUGCACUUUACUAACAGUUCCUCUGCUUUCUUAAUUUUGUUUCAUGAGCUUACAUCUGUCUCAGUUGUAUAUGUCUGUUCCUGGGGCACUUUAUACUAUGCAUGGACAGAUUUGACUGCAAUAGACAUUGUUUCACCAUAUCUACAGUCCAUUGCUGCCAUCACACUAUAUUGUUGUUGACUGUCUGUCAACAUAACAACACCACAGAUCUCACAAUCCCAGGACGGUGUUUUAUCAUCAACAAAAACCCCCAACAGUGUGAUCUGAGAUCUGCUGCAUUGCAGGCAAACUGGACUGUUUUCUCUAAACAGUUUCACACUUCUGAGAAGCAGUGGCAGACACUUUGGCCUGAGGCACUUCAACUUUCUUGACUUCACUCAGUCUCUGUGACGUCCGUUUGGUGCCGUAAACCAGCUUCCUGAACAUGUAUGCAAUACCUUUAUCUGUCAACCUUUUUGGCCCUACUGAGCCUCAACUCAGCUGAUCAUAAUAUAUAAAAGUAAUGAUGAUGAUGGUAAUUAUAACAAUAACAAUAAUAAUAAUGAUAAUAAUAAUUGCUUAAUUACUUCACAGACGCAGACAAAGAGAAGGGUAACAGAGUAAAAUCUGAAUCUCCUGAUUUGGUAACUGAUGUGGUAACCCUCAUCAUUUGUAAAUAUAACAAUGGGUGGUAGUAUAUGAAACUUUUAUAGUAAACUGAUUUUAAUUAAUAAUGUUUUUGUUGAUUGUCUUUUCUUUCUGCUAUGAUGUUUGUGGAUUAUUACACUUGUCAAUAUAAUUUGCUCAUCAAUUUAUUAAGAUAAAUCUGAUUUUUUCUUAGUAAUAUUAAUCCAUUAUUUGGAGCAAACACCAAGUGUAUAAAACAUCAAGAGCACAUGCUCUUUCUAUGAAAUCGGCUGGCCGGGUGAAUACAGGUGAAAGCUGUUGUCCCUUUUGAACAUUAUUUAUUAAAUCCCCUUUAGUCAUGAAGGGGAGGCAGCUCCACAGACACACAAGAAGUGUGUUUCGGUUCUGAGAUAACUGAGACAUAGAUUGCUCAUGAUUGAGUGCAAUUCAGUAUCAGUUGUUGCCAAUAUGAUUGUGCACUCGUUGCAUCUGACAUGUAUCUGAUAUGACAUCACUGGUAACAGCUGAUAAGUCUGAAACUAAAACAAUGAGAGACCAAAACUCAAGGUCUGCAAUUACUGUAGCAGUACGGUUUUAUUCAUGAUGAAGGGUAAAGCUGAUCGUAGUGUGUGAUUUGGACUCUGGGCUCAUCACUUGGCUUCAUCUGUGCCAGAAGCGAUCAUUACAGGCUUAAUCAUGGUGGUGAUGUUCACAGGAAAUGGUCUAAGCACCAGGCAUGGCACUACUUCAUGUAACAGGAAGUAAAAUAGCGAAAGAGUACAAGUUGCCACUGAAAUACCAUUGACCAAUAAACAACACCUCCAGCUGUUGUUUCUGUGAAAGACAUGGUUGAUGUUGGACAGCCAACACCAGCCUGCAAGCACGUGAAAUAAAAAAGUCAUACUUUA